Molecule: messenger RNA, 1539 nt
Organism: Procambarus clarkii (red swamp crayfish)
Lineage: Eukaryota; Metazoa; Arthropoda; Malacostraca; Decapoda; Cambaridae
Source: RefSeq, a predicted model, not a curated record
AUGGCAAGUGUAAGACCUGGCAAGCAACAUGGCAAGUGUAAGACCUGGCAAGCAACAUGCAAUUCUAAGACUGAUAAGCAACAUAGCAAUUCUAAGACUGAUAAGCAACAUAGCAAGUCUAAGACUGGCAAGCACUAUAGCAAGUCUAAGACUGGCAAGCACUAUAGCAAGUCUAAGACUGACAAGCAAUACAGCAAGUCUAAGACUGGCAAGCAAUAUAGCAAGUCUAAGACUGGCAAGCACUAUAGCAAGUCUAAGACUGGCAAGCAAUAUAGCAAGUCUAAGACUGACAAGCAAUACAGCAAGUCUAAGACUGGCAAGCAAUAUAGCAAGUCUAAGACUGGCAAGCACUAUAGCAAGUCUAAGACUGGCAAGCACUAUAGCAAGUCUAAGACUGGCAAGCACUAUAGCAAGUCUAAGACUGGCAAGCACUAUAGCAAGUCUAAGACUGGCAAGCACUAUAGCAAGUCUAAGACUGGCAAGCACUAUAGCAAGUCUAAGACUGGCAAGCACUAUAGCAAGUCUAAGACUGGCAAGCACUAUAGCAAGUCUAAGACUGGCAAGCACUAUAGCAAGUCUAAGACUGACAAGCACUAUAGCAAGUCUAAGACUGGCAAGCACUAUAGCAAGUCUAAGACUGGCAAGCAAUAUAGCAAGUCUAAGACUGACAAGCAAUAUAGCAAGUCUAAGACUGGCAAGCACUAUAGCAAGUCUAAGACUGACAAGCACUAUAGCAAGUCUAAGACUGGCAAGCACUAUAGCAAGUCUAAGACUGGCAAGCACUAUAGCAAGUCUAAGACUGGCAAGCAAUAUAGCAAGUCUAAGACUGACAAGCACUAUAGCAAGUCUAAGACUGGCAAGCAAUACAAGUCUAAGACUGGCAAGCAAUAUAGCAAGUCUAAGACUGGCAAGCAAUAUAGCAAGUCUAAGACUGGCAAGCAAUAUAGCAAGUCUAAGACUGGCAAGCAAUAUAGCAAGUCUAAGACUGGCAAGCAAUAUAGCAAGUCUAAGACUGGCAAGCACUAUAGCAAGUCUAAGACUGGCAAGCAAUAUAGCAAGUCUAAGACUGGCAAGCAAUAUAGCAAGUCUAAGACUGGCAAGCAAUAUAGCAAGUCUAAGACUGGCAAGCAAUAUAGCAAGUCUAAGACUGGCAAGCAAUAUAGCAAGUCUAAGACUGACAAGCAAUACAGCAAGUCUAAGACUGGCAAGCAAUAUAGCAAGUCUAAGACUGGCAAGCAAUAUAGCAAGUCUAAGACUGGCAAGCACUAUAGCAAGUCUAAGACUGGCAAGCACUAUAGCAAGUCUAAGACUGGCAAGCAAUAUAGCAAGUCUAAGACUGGCAAGCAAUAUAGCAAGUCUAAGACUGGCAAGCAAUAUAGCAAGUCUAAGACUGGCAAGCAAUAUAGCAAGUCUAAGACUGGCAAGCAAUAUAGCAAGUCUAAGACUGACAAGCAAUACAGCAAGUCUAAGACUGGCAAGCAACACAACAAACCCAGAGAGACUCGGAGACAUAAGUUUGCUCUUCAACGUAGGAAAUGA